GAACGUGAACUCAACGCACGCCUGUUCCAUGCCUUGAUGGAAAAUGAUAAGGACGUCGUGAUCGAACUCUGUAGGCAAGAAAGUACUUCCGAUGGUCCAUUACACGUAACAAGUAUACACAAAGACACUGUUCUUCAUCUGGCCUGUUACUCCAAGCAGCCUCAUCUUGCAGAGGAAUUAGUUCAACUGUUGCCCAAUAAUCCCAACCUGCGCCUCACCAAGCUUAAAAACGACGUCGGAAACACUGUACUCCACGAAGCAGCCACCAGCAACAGCAUGACCCAGGUGGCCACGGUAAUGAUAGCGAAACAACGCAAGUUGCUAACUAAGCGUAACAUCCUCGGAGAGACGCCUCUUUUCCGGUUUGGGAAAAUUAAAAUGUUCAAGCUUCUGGCGCACGAAGUUGAUAAAGACAAUCAGGAGGUUAGUAAAGAACAGCUCCAGAGUAAAGAUGGAACGUCUAUUCUUCAUAUUGCUGUCAUUACUGAGCACUUUGUGGCAAUGAUGAUCACAGAGAGAUAUCCAGAUUUGAUUGGAGCAAAAGAUGGUAAUAAGAUGACGGCUCUUCAGCAUCUCGCAAGUAAUCCAACCGUGUUUCAAAGCAGAAGCAAACUUGGAUUCCUCAAGGGACUCAUCUACCAUUGUGUCCCAAGCAAGACAAAGAUCACGGAAGGGGAUCAAAGAUGCGGUAUGUACAUGGACUGGGCACAUAUAGGGUAGCAUGCUCAUCAAGGAGUCCUCUUUUGAUUGUCCUCAGCAUGAAAGUUUAACCUAAAACCAAUAUUAUAGCAAGUAUUUUUGUCCCAAGCAAAAAAUGCUAAACAUAUUUUUGUCUUGGUUUUUUUGUAUGAAAAGCUAAAUGGCGUUGGGAAUUGCCCAUUUGGAAGGAAGUUAGGGAUGAAAAGAUCAAACAUGUUUCAGCUUGGGAACUUGCUGAGAAGUUAAUUAAACAUGAUACUUCAUGGGAGGUUACUGAAAUUGGAUUACUUAAUCGAGGUAAGCCUUAUCCAGAGGAAAUCGAAGACUCAUCCUCCCAACAGUUCGAGGAAAAGACUAGAGAAUGCUGCAAAAAAAAAACAUCAAAACUCCCACUGCAGGGGUCAAGAGAGAUGAAACUCCAUUAUUUUUGGCAACAAUGUGGAAAAUUCCAGAUAUGGUGGAAAAAAUACUGAAAAGCUAUCCACAGGCAGCCGAGCAUAUUAAUGAAAAAGGAAGGAACAUAUUACAUGUAGCCAUCCAAUACCGCCAAAUGAAGAUUUUUAAGAAGGUGAUGGAGGAUGAAAUGCUAACGCGGAGGCUAUUGCGAGCCACAGACACUAAAGGGAACUCCAUGCUGCAUAUGGUUGCCAAGAACAGAAAAGGCCUUGAAGAGAAAACGUCCCAAGGUCCUGCAUUCGAACUGCAAGAGCAGUUGCUCCUUUUUGAGAAAGUGAAGGGAUUAGUAAAAUCCGAUUUCGUUAGGCUCUUCAACCGUAAGAACCAGACUGCUGAGGAAUUAUUAGUUGAUAACUAUUCUAAACUUCAUGAGGAAUCCAAAGAAUGGACAAAACGCACCUCUGAAAAUUGCUCCAUUGUGGGUGUUCUGAUAGCUACUGUCGCAUUUGCUGCAGCCUACACUGUACCUGGAGGUAAUCAAAGCACUGGUAUACCCGUCCUCCUCUCUCAGCCAUUCUUCGUGGUUUUCACCUUGGCCGAUAUAAUCUCCCUUACUUUGGCUUUGACAUCAGUAGUCACAUUUCUCUCAAUCCUCACAUCUCCUUUCCGAUUAGAAGACUUCAAGCACUCUCUUAUUCAAAAGCUGAUGAUGGGUUUUACAUUUUUGAUCCUCUCUGUGACAAUGAUGAUGGUGGCGUUCGGAGCAACAAUCAUCCUUACAAUCCAUAAUAAGGAAAACUGGACACAAAUUGCACUAUACUCAGUUGCAUUCUUGCCAGUUAUCAUUUUUGCAGUCACCUAUUCUCCUCUUUAUGUACAACUUGUGAAAGCUUGCAGACACUUUUGGAAGUUCAUGAAGAAGAUUGUUCCGGAUCCAUGUGGAAGCAGUAGUAGCCUUCCUCCUAAUGAAUCCCUAUCCACAAUUUACUCCGACCCUCCUCAAUCUAGGGCAUCCUGUUCCAGGCGCCCUUCUACAUCUCAAACUACCAAUGUUGAAGUUUGAAAGGUGAAGCUUCAUUUGAAGUAAUAAUUCCGCAUCAGAAUCUGGAGCUCAUUUCAAAUAUUGUUUUCUCCUUUUCGAAUUCCAACUACUAUAUGUAUAAAGAACUACAUGUAUGUUUAUUUUACCAUGUUCUGAGAGUGAAUUAAUAAUGUCAAUGUGAUGUAAGAAUACAGAAGUGCUGGCUUCUGCUUUGCUUUGA
Vitis riparia (riverbank grape) is the source of this 2357-nucleotide messenger RNA. RefSeq names its product ankyrin repeat-containing protein ITN1-like. NCBI's taxonomy places the organism in Eukaryota, Viridiplantae, Streptophyta, Magnoliopsida, Vitales, Vitaceae. The record is from RefSeq and is a predicted model, not a curated record. The coding region runs from base 1061 to 2158 and encodes 365 amino acids. The transcript is spliced from 4 exons.